Molecule: messenger RNA, 468 nt
Organism: Heterostelium album PN500
Lineage: Eukaryota; Evosea; Eumycetozoa; Acytosteliales; Acytosteliaceae
Exons: 1
Coding region: 1-468 (155 amino acids)
Source: RefSeq, a predicted model, not a curated record
AUGUUUAACUCCAUCAAACACCACAGAGGUAGAAACACAGUAUUCAGAUUCUUCUCAAGAUCACUUCCUGGUAUGGCAUACAUCAAACAAGACAGUUGUAAACUAUGUUCAGCAAAUGACUUUGACCCACACACACAUUAUUUCUUUAAUUGUCGAGUCAUCCUAAACAAAUUCAACCUCAAACACAUCACACAACAUCUACAAAUUGCCAACUAUGAAGACGAAUGGUCACUGGAAAAAUCUACUACUCACUUCUACCUCUGCGAUGAAUCAUCAGACCUAACAGCGAUCAUCUACCACAACAUUUGGAAACAUGUCAGUUCAAUUCUAUUCAGUCAAGAUGACAAAAUACUCGAUUUCUCCAACCAAUCUAUUAUAUCCGACUUCGAUAUCCACAGAAACAUUCUAAAAUUAAUACACAACACUCCAACACCAGCAGAUAUUGAACAUAUAAAGUGUAUAACUUAG